This is a messenger RNA of Cicer arietinum (chickpea), 1526 nucleotides long. Its product is annotated as protein RGF1 INDUCIBLE TRANSCRIPTION FACTOR 1-like. The record is from RefSeq and is a predicted model, not a curated record. Lineage: Eukaryota; Viridiplantae; Streptophyta; Magnoliopsida; Fabales; Fabaceae.
UCGGAGUGAGGUUCGGUUAAGAACUUUGAAAAACCAAAGAUAAGCACUUUUUUGUUCUCUUUCUCUCUACCCUUCAUCACCCGCCACUACAAAACCAUAACCUCAUUUCCAAGUUCCAAUCUUUUUCAUUCUCUCUCUCUUUUCACACACUACCAUUCAUACUUGUACAAAUUACAACUUUUUUUUUUAUCAUACAGAAUCAUAAUUAGCUUAGAUUAUAUCCAAAUCCAAACACACAGCAACAAAUUCAUUCAUGGGAGGAGGUAUGAAUGAAGAAGAAAAAAAGUGGCCUUUAUGGUUGCAACCACUUCUCCGAACAAGUUUCUUUGUUCAAUGUAAAGUCCACUCAGAUUCUCACAAGAGUGAAUGCAAUAUGUUUUGCUUGGAUUGUAUUAAUGGAGCCCUUUGUUCUGCUUGUCUUGCUUCUCACAAAGACCACAGAACAAUUCAGAUAAGGAGGUCUUCAUACCAUGAUGUGAUAAGGGUAUCUGAGAUACAAAAAUUUCUGGACAUAACAGAAGUCCAAACUUACAUUAUAAACAGUGCAAAGAUUGUGUUCUUGAAUGAAAGGCCUCAACCUAGGCCUGGAAAAGGGGUUACCAAUACCUGCCAAGUUUGUGAUCGCAGCCUCCUUGAUUCCUUCAACUUCUGCUCUCUUGGUUGUAAGAUUGUUGGAACCUCCAAGAAGAAGUUGAGGAAGAAUAAUAAAAUGUUACUAAGUAAGAAAGAUGGGUCUGAUGGUGAAGAGUCAAUGAAUGGCAUAAGCAAUGGAAGUGGUAGAAACAAAAUCCAUAGCUUUACACCUUCAACACCACCUCCAACAGUGGUCAAUUAUAGAACAGCUAAGAGGAGGAAAGGAGUUCCACAUAGAUCUCCAAUGGGUGGAGGAAUCAUUAUAGAGUACUAAUAAAUUAAUAAUGUUAUAUAUAGUGGUUUUAAUGUCACUUACCAAUCAAUAUUUAUACUAAAAAAUAUACAAUAGUUGUUGCCACUUCCUUUAAGUGGUGUCAUUGAAAAUAUCAUGUAUAAUUUACAUAGUUGCAAUUGCAACACCAGAGCCCUUAUCCCCGAGGCCGGUGUUGAAAGGAUUUGGAUUGCAUGUAGUCAAUACUGCACGCAGUUCUACGGUCAGAGUAUCUGUGACUGUCUGAUUAAAUUGGACUAUUUUGAUUUUAAGCUUGUAUUUGUAGAUUUAAUAAUAGUAAUAACAAUAAAAUCUAUUUGAAAUCAGGACGUUCGAUUUUUAUCAGACGAUCACAGAUGUAGUGACUGUAGAAAUUCAUGCAGUCAAUUCAGACCUGUGUAGAAAAUUUCUACUCUAUAUUGUAUAUGGAGAAAAGGGAAAAGAAUAUAAAAAAAGGAAGAAAAAAAUUGUAUUAGAAAGCAAGCAAUAAUGUAAACAUAGUGUGGGGAAUAGUUGGUUUGGGAUGCUCUAAAUGUACAGAUAUUAGUGGUUUGUAGAAAGGAAUUGUAUAGCAUCUAAUUUGACAAUAAUAAAGUUAUGAUGAUGUGUAUUAAUUAUAUUA